AAUUAUUUAUACUUUAUUUCAGAAUCAUCUGUGACAACAGCUAUAACUAUGACAACCUCAACAACAACAGAGAUUCCUCCUGACUGUAUAUUCUCAUCAUUUGGUUGUUGUCCAGACAAUUAUACUGCUGCACAUGGACGAAAUGAUGAAGGAUGUUGUCUCUCUUCAGCAUUUGGGUGUUGCCCAGAUGACAUUACUGAUGCACAGGGACCAAGUUUUCAAGAUUUGUUGGAAAAUCAGGCUGGGUUAUUGGGCUCACCUCCUCAUGAGUUACGAGCUUUGUGUUUAAGGGCACUACAAUUAGCCCUGGAAACUCGUCAGUCUAAGAUGGUAGCUUUAGCUGUGUCUGGAUUUUUUAAGUUGCUUCGAGAUACACAGUUUCAUAGUGGCUAUGAAGAAGAUGAUGAGACUGUAUGGUUACCCUGUCAGCUACUGUCAACUAUGCAGAGCCUUCCUUUACAUUCAGAAGACACACAAGUGGAACUUCUUAAGGUUCUACUGAACAUGUGCUGUGUGUCAGGUAUUCCCAUCUCAGGCCAAGUGGUGACACAGGUGGUAGGGGUGUGGUGGUCUGGCUUAUGUAGAGGGAGGAGCUCUUCGUACGCUGCACAGUCUGUGCAUCUCAGGCUAUUGCCCAUUCAUCAAGCAAACUCAGUGAUUUCCCCACUGUGA
This is a messenger RNA of Cherax quadricarinatus, 672 nucleotides long. NCBI's taxonomy places the organism in Eukaryota, Metazoa, Arthropoda, Malacostraca, Decapoda, Parastacidae. The record is from RefSeq and is a predicted model, not a curated record.